GGCAUUCAUAGAUCCAAUUGGUAGAAUUUGAAUGUUUCUUUGAUUUGCGGGUUUACUCAUGAUGGGAUUCUGGUGGAAGGUCUGUUCUAGAAGGAUGUUGGCAAACUGAUUGAUGAUUAUAGCGGAGAUUCUCGAAAGAAUAAAUGAACUCAAACAGGACGAAUAGAUAUGACACAACAGAGUACGGGAUGGGUGGUAAGGCAUCCACACAUGGAGAUGUUUACAGUUAUGGGAUCCUUCUAUUGGAGAUGAUCACAAGAAAGAGGCCAACAGAUGACAUGUUUAAGGACAAUUUGAGCCUUCAUCACUUAGAAAAAUCAGCUUUUCCAGAGCAAGUAAUGGAGAUUAUAGAUCCAAGACUUCUCCAAGAAGAUGCUCAAGCUAUCAACUUGAGAAAUAUUCUUGAAGCAAAAAGCUCGCAACAACUGGCUUGAAGAAGGUGACCGCAACACCAAAUUUUUCCACCUGUCUGCCACAGAUAGAUCCAGGAGGACCAGAAUUGGAGAGAUUCAGUUGGAUACAGGCACGGUCACUACAAAGCUAACGUUGAUCAAGGAAGCAGCUGUGAACUUCUUGUCCAACCUAUUCCAAUCGGAUUCUCAGGUGCAGACGGAACAUCUGUUGGACAUCAUUCCUCAGAUUUUAUCUGCUGACGACAAUAGACAGCUUAUGGAAAUUCCAUCCAUCGAAGAGGUCAGGAAUGCAGUAAUGACUAUGCCUAAGGAUGGGGCCCUUAGGCUGGAUGGAUUCUCUAGAGCCUUUUUUGUGAGCAGUUGGGAGAUUGUUGGAGCCGAUAUCCUCAGGGCAGUCACUCACCUAUUCCAGGGAGGCAAUCUGCCUAGAGCAUAUACCACUACAUUGAUUUGUUUGAUCCCGAAAGUGUCAGCCCCCAAAAGAUUCUCCGAUUUUAGGCCCAUUAGCAUGUGCAACUGCGUGUACAAGGUUUUUGCCAAA
Messenger RNA from Magnolia sinica, 954 nucleotides. Its product is annotated as probable LRR receptor-like serine/threonine-protein kinase At3g47570. The coding region runs from base 144 to 434 and encodes 96 amino acids. Lineage: Eukaryota; Viridiplantae; Streptophyta; Magnoliopsida; Magnoliales; Magnoliaceae. The transcript is spliced from 2 exons. The record is from RefSeq and is a predicted model, not a curated record.